Molecule: messenger RNA, 1701 nt
Organism: Scomber scombrus (Atlantic mackerel)
Lineage: Eukaryota; Metazoa; Chordata; Actinopteri; Scombriformes; Scombridae
Product: tripartite motif-containing protein 16-like protein
Exons: 7
Coding region: 1-1701 (566 amino acids)
Molecular function (GO): zinc ion binding; protein binding
Source: RefSeq, a predicted model, not a curated record
AUGGCAGAGUUUCACGUCCCUGUGAGGAUGAAUCACCUCUGCUGUCGAAUCUGUAGCGAAGUUCUCAGGAAUCCUGCGACUAUUCCCUGUGGACACAACUUCUGCACACAGUGCAUUCAGGACUACUGGAAUCAAGAAGAGAGCAACAACCUCCCCCACACAUGUCCUGAAUGUUUGUGGUCUUUUUCCUCCAGACCCCGGCUGAUCAAGAAUACAACUCUGGCUGACUUGGUGGGAGACACAGAAAGAUGUGAUGAGGGCAGCGAGAAGAGGAAGCAGCGCUGCUCAGGGGAGUCAGUGAAGAGACCCCGCAGCUGCACAGUGUCAGCACCAAGAGGACUUUUGUGUUGGAGGCACAAUAAACUCUUGAAUGUUUACUGCUGCACUGAUGAUAAGAUUAUAUGUGAGGAGUGUGCUUCAGCUGAGCACGGAGGACACACACUUGGGUUGGUGGUAGAGGAACGGAGGAGGAAACAGAAGGAGCUGGAGAGCAUAAAGACAAAAUCCAAGCAGAUUCUCCAGAAACAAGAAGAGAAAAGGAAAAACCUGAGGAAGGCCCUGGAACAGAUUGAGGAGGAGGCUAGACAAACAGAUGACUACUGUGAAAGUGUCUUGGCUGGUGUCAUUGACUGCAUGCAGAGACAUUACCUGUCAGUGAGGCAGCGGAUCGAAGCUCAGGAGGACGCAGUAGGAGCUCAGGCUCAGCUCUCCCUGCACAAACUGGAGCAGAAGAUGGAGGAAAUAAGAAGAAGAGAUACUGAACUGGAUCGUCUGGCACAGACAGACAACGAUGCCUAUUUCCUGCAGGAAUGGCCCUCACUUCAGCAUCUGUGUGAAGAGGACCAUCUCCAUGCUUUCCAUGAGGUCUCAGAGGAUCCUCUCCUUCCCUUUAAAUCCAUAAAGAAGGCUGUCGAACAGCUUGGGAAGCAACUAGAAGCAUUUUGUGACAAGGAAUUUGUCUCAAUCUCUCAAACUGUAGCUGACAGUCCAGAGCAAGAAGAGUCAGAAGGAGAGACAGAGGAGGGCGAUAUGCAGGAAAGAGAUGAAGAAAGUAUCUCACAGUCUCAUGGUCUCUCUGAGGUUAGCAACACUGUGGCUGAACAGACUGUGGAGCCUACAACCAGAGCAGAGUUUCUUCAGUAUGCGUGUGAACUAACCCUGGACCCCACCACAGCUCAUGAAGACUUGCUCCUUUCCAAAGAGGACAGAGAGGUGAGGCUGUGCCCUCAGAAAUGCAAGAGCGCAGCCAUUCGUUACCCAGAGCGGUUUGUCCACCGGCGACAGGUGUUGUGCAAGGAGGGACUGCAGGCCGAGCGCUGCUACUAUGAGAUAGAAGUGCAUGGAGAUAAGGCAGAGAUUGCCCUCGCCUACAAAGGAAUAGACCGAAAAUCCCGCACAACACUGUCAGCAUUUGGGGGCAAUGCGAACUCCUGGAGUCUUGAUCGGUCCACAAACUAUUCUGUAAGCCACAGAAGUGACAGCAUCCAGCUCACAACAUCCCCCAGCUGUCAUAGGAUUGGUGUUUAUCUGACGUUCAGAGAGGGUACUCUGUCAUUCUAUGAGGUGUCAGAGAGUAUGAAGUUUCUUUACAAGGUUGAAGCAGAAUUCACAGAGCCGCUGUAUCCAGGCUUCUGGCUGGGAGAGAAAAGUUACAUCAGGAUCUCUGAUCUGAGGCAGGAGACUGAACCACUAACACUAUAG